CCUUGCUGCCUGCGAGCCGGUAGCCACUGGAGAUCCCGCAGUCAGCCCAGGGCUUCGGCGGCUUCCAUCACCCGGAGCCUGGCCGGGCCUUGGAACACCGGCGCACACUCGCUCUCCUGCCGUCUUUUUUCACCACUUUGUCCUUCUGCCAGUAGCUGCCGUCUGAGUUGCUCCAGAGACCGAGACGCCGCCGUCCCGAGGGACCAAUGAGAACUCCGCUGCUGCCGCAGGCGCCGGUGGUGCUGCUGCUCUUGAUCCUCGGCUCAGGCCAUCAUGCUGUUGGAUUGGAUCUCAAUGACACUUACUCUGAGAAAGGGGAACCAUUUUCCAGGAAUCACAGUGCUAGUGGACUCGAGGUUACUUCAAGAAAUGAGAUGUCCUCAAGAAGUGAGAUUACCCCUGUGAGUGAAAUGCCUUCUAGUAGUGAACUGUCCUCAGGAACUGACUAUGACUAUUUAGAAUAUGACGCUGAAGUCCAAAUAUCUGGCUAUAUCGUGGAUGAUUCAGUCAGAGUUGAACAGGUAGUUAAGCCACAGAAAAAUAAAACAGAAGGUGAAAAGACUUCAGAUAAACCCAAAAGAAAGAAAAAGGGAGGGAAAAAUGGAAAAAAUAGAAGAAACAAAAAGAAGAAAAAUCCAUGUGAUGCAGAAUUUCAAAAUUUCUGCAUUCAUGGAGAAUGCAAAUAUAUAGAGAACCUGGAGGCAGUAACAUGCAAAUGUCAUCAUGAUUAUUUUGGUGAACGGUGUGGAGAAAAGUCCAUGAAGACUCACAGCAUGGGUGACAGAGAUUUCUCAAAAGUUGCAUUAGCAGCAAUAGCUGCCUUUGUCUCUGCUACAAGCUUCACAGCUGUUGCUGUUGUCAUUACAGUCCAGCUUCGAAAAAGAUACUUCAGGGAAUUUGAAGAAGAAGCAGAAGAACAAAAGAAACUUCAACAAGAAAAUGGACAUGCACAUUCAAUAGCAUAACUGAAGAUAAUACAGGAUUUCAGGUCAGAGUCACUGCGAAGUCACAAGUGUAAAUGAUGAAUUGAUCCUCCUUUCAGUGAAGAAAAUGGAACCUUUUUGUUCUGAUGGUUUUAAACUUUCAAUUGUCACUUUUUUAUGCUAAAUAAUUUCUGUACAUAAAAAGAUGCAUGGAGAUAAAAAAUAUUUUUUCAAGUUGUAAAUAAUUUAUUUAAUAUUUAAUGGAAGUGUAUUUAUUUUAUAGCUCAUUAAACUUUUUUAA
Sciurus carolinensis (gray squirrel) is the source of this 1224-nucleotide messenger RNA. RefSeq names its product amphiregulin (gene Areg). The coding region runs from base 207 to 965 and encodes 252 amino acids. The record is from RefSeq and is a predicted model, not a curated record. NCBI's taxonomy places the organism in Eukaryota, Metazoa, Chordata, Mammalia, Rodentia, Sciuridae. Gene Ontology annotation, biological process: positive regulation of cell population proliferation; epidermal growth factor receptor signaling pathway; positive regulation of mitotic nuclear division. The transcript has 6 exons.